Penicillium coprophilum is the source of this 3915-nucleotide messenger RNA. RefSeq lists its product as uncharacterized. Bases 1 to 3915 code for a protein of 1304 amino acids. The transcript is spliced from 4 exons. Lineage: Eukaryota; Fungi; Ascomycota; Eurotiomycetes; Eurotiales; Aspergillaceae. The record is from RefSeq and is a predicted model, not a curated record.
AUGGAGCGAGUAAGGAAAACGUUCUUUGACCCGCUCGCAACAUCGAAGGCUCGGGUUCGAGAGAUCCUAGAGGCCCUUCCAAUCGGCUCUGCACACCCCUUCAGUCCCGAGCGGCUUCUUCUUUGUCGGACCGAGAGAGAUAUUGAUGAAAUUGAUGUCUCCUCCUAUCCAGAUGACUUUUUCUGCAAGGCCGUGGACAUGGGUGAGAUGAGUGAGAUCCUUCUCGGACGCAUGGCUGGGUAUCCGUCUCAUCUAGCGGUAUUUGAGGACUUUCAAAUCUUGCAAGCACCAGCACCAACGUUUAAGAUUCCCAUAGUGUCCGGCCAAAUUACACUCCUGGCAGUCUCUGAAAGAACGCCCACUUACUACGAUUUCUGCUUCGCAGAUGCAUCAAACAACGUGUGUUGCUGGAGUGCAAGAAAAACCUUUCCAGGAAUGACCCAUAGCGGUGAUAUUUACGCUAGAAAGGAUCUUCUAGCUUAUGUAAAAUUUGACAAGGACUCUUUCACAAAAGAGGAACUAUGUGUCUUCAUAUCUGGCUUCCGUUCGACCCCCAUAACAAGAUUUCUAGGAACCCAUCCUGCCGUGCUUGUUGCGGAUCAUGUGGAAAAGGUCCUUUAUGUCAUCCCGGUGCCCUUGGAUGAAGCGACAAUCGGACAGGCAACCAUCUGCUGUCCACUGGUGAUAAAGCGUGACCAGGACUCCCUUGUUUGUUCAAUCUUACCAACAGCAACAAAGGAUCUCAUGAUCAGCGCCAAUGGUGAUAAGUUGAAAAGCGCUUCCUUUGCGGAAGCGAUUGACCGUGCUGAUUUUACGAUCCCUGCUACUCCUUCAGGCGCUACAAAAAGUAGAUCUAGUCACUUCCCAAGCGAAGAAUCAGCAAAAGCUGACAUGCAUGCAGUUGCAGUGCCAAUUGGUGAUUUUACCGAAGAGAAACCCAGCUCGAUCACAGAAGCCUCGCGCAUGAUCACCAAAGAAAACGCCGUGUUUAUGACCGAUUCAGCCACUCUGCCUUCCUUCCUUAAUUCCAAAAAAGCGCAAAUCAUACGUUUUGGAACUGGUAUUGAGUUCCAAUUACCAGGCGGAGAACCUCCCACGAAAACCGACCCAUCCGCGAUUGUUCUACCAUGCAUAUUUGGUUCCCAACUUGAAGGGCCAUUCCUAUUGGCAACCGGAACAGUUCCUUCAAAUGUUCCCUUCGCUGACGAAACUGCUCUUCUGAACUACUAUAAGCAACUCAAGAGUGCUGUCGUAGUUGUGGAUGAUCGAAUGACAGAUAAUGCCCGCAAUCUCGCACCUAUCUACAGAAUCAAUGCACUCUUCAUCGUGCAAAUUAGUCCACAAAAUCAGCCCGGUUCGACCGGCGACAUCCAGUCGUUGUUGAACUCAGCGAAUAUCAACGCUGUCACAGCGCUCGCAGGCCCGCAAUCCUUGAUUCUCGUUCAAAUCUCCCAGAAGUAUUACUUCUACCGAGGGAUUGCUAACAGAGCCCACAUGAACACAUCCAAGCUCGAAUUUGGAGCCGACGUGACAUCCAUACUCGAGGCCGCAGGUAUGGAAUCUAUACUAGAUCCACGAAUUCAGCGCAUAAUUGCUCUUGUCAAUGAGACCCCGAUAAUUUUGCCCACUUUAGGCCAGUUGGUCUAUCCUCAGGAACUACAGAAGUUGCUUGAGAAGCUUCCAAUAGAAAAGAUUAAAGAGUUGGGAGAGGACAUAUCGGCAGUAGUUCCCCAGCUCCAAAUGCUCUUGAACGAAAAAGACCUACGAGAACUUUCCAGGGCCUUGGCAUUUUCACUCUCAACAAAGGCCAGCAGCUUGACAGCUACAUUGAGAGACACCUAUACCAAGUAUCUGAUCGAGGAGUACAAAAUGACAGAUCCAAUUUCGGCAAAGAAGAAGAAUGCUAUGCAUGGAGAAUUAAGAAAGCUCACCAGGGAGACGCAGAUUGCGCUUGAGCCACUAAUUUCGAGCUUAUCCAACAUGAUUUCUUCUCGAACAACCUCAAAACGGACACAUGAUUUAAAGAGACUUGUUCGUCAAACACAGAUUCAGACCAAUGUUGAUGUUGCCAAGUCUAUGACUUUUGGCAAAUUGGCGGAAUAUCUUGAAACAUACGCGGAAGAGAUGGGAGUGAUGCUAUUGAAUAUUGAGACGUCGACCUAUUCUGAGCUUCUGGGGAAUCUGAAAGGCACUGCCAUCGAUGCCAGUUCGUGCUGCAAUCUUGACUCAAGAGUUCUACAUCUUGAGGGAUUUGACGCGGGGAUUAUUAUAGAGCAGUCGCAGGCCAACCACAUUGGUCCUCUCCAAUGUAGAAAUGGUCCCUCCCACCCCAUUUUGGCGCUACCAUACCUGAGCCAGGGAUCGGGAACGGGAUCGAUGUUAGCUUGGGUCUGUUGGGAUGAAUUUGUUAACCUCGAAAGUCCUUACACCGUGCGAUGGAUGGAGAAAUGCAACGAUGCGCACAUUGCUGCCCUAAGAAUUAUCAUGAGAUCUACUCUCAGUCAAGCAGUCUCGGCCAGAGAGUAUAACAUUCAACCCAGCAGCUCAGAAACGGGUCAGCUGAUGGGCGCUUUAUUAAUGGCGGCUAUGUCGAAGCUUGCGGCAAUGAGGACAACUGCGCCGGUUGUGUCACAGCAGGCCGGGGAUACUGUGACAAGACUGAUGCGGGGACUCUUUGGCAAUCUUUUGACCAUAGCAGGCUCCGGAGUGCGCCCUCAAAGCAUGGUCUGGCAGCUUUUCGGUCUGAACCCACAAUUCCAUCUGCCCAAAGUCAAUGUUGAGUGGACUUGGUACGAAACCGUGGUCGCUUUGUAUCCUUACACCGGAUGGCCAUUUGAGCAGCUUUACGAAAAUCUGGAAAGGCUCCUUGACAAGUCCCUUGCGCGUAUGAUGGCCAGGAAUGAAAAAAAGCCUUGGGUGAGUGGGACAGAUCAGAUGAUCAUGUUUUCCAAGCGUCAGAACAUUCAGCUCCACCGUUCUCGCACUAUUAUUACCAUAUUUAUGCGGAUGCUUACGGCAGAGGAGUCAAAGAUUGCUCCCAUCGCAGCUCGUCUGCUAAAGCAUCUGCCACGAGAGUUGAAGCGGCAGCGUGAGGGCUAUGCCAAAAUGAUCCGAUAUCUUGACCAUCGUGCCAAGGGAGGCGAACGACGUUAUAAUGAUGAUCUCGUCAUCGCCAUAUCCUACACCACGCGCUCAGCUGCCUUUAACUCGUUAAAAAAGGAAGUAUCGGACGCGUGCAAGAGUAAGGAAUGGGUCAAGAUGAAAGAGAUAUGCCAAGCAAUUAUCGACAAACGUGUCGAAAUUGGUUCUCUCUGGCACAUUGACCCUGGCGCCUUGAAGGUUCCUCACAUAAAGUUGUACAAAGCUCUUCUGAACGCAGACUUCGGGGAUGAUACUGACGAGGCUACCAAGACCAAAAACCUCGAACUAAGCAGAGAUGCCUUUCGCGCCGCAGAGAGAGAGCGGAUCGCUUGGCAAGUCGGGAAGAAAGGUCAAUUCGGCCAUAAGAUUGAGCCUCUAGAUGAGGUUCUGCUUCACGAGAUUUUGUUCGGGCCAAAGUCAAAGUCUUUUACAGCCAUUGAUCCAGCUGAGCCAGGAACCACGACAACUGCCAUAGUCGAAACCAAAGCAGAUGAAUUCACGCAGUUCGAAUCGGCAAUGGAGUCUAGCUUCAUCGCUACCAUGCGGGAGGAGCUUUCGGCCGAAAAUGUCUGCCAUAUCAUUAAUGUUCCUGUUACCACAAUGCGCGUCUUUACCAAGGCUCUGAAUCCAAACUUGGUGUGGGAAAACUUGGGGAAGAACUUCAAGACUACAGUUUUGGGGUUGUUAAAGAAUCGUUUGAAUCAGGAAGGAAGCCGCCCGGUCAAGAAGUUGUUGGGCCUCGUGAGAGAUGGCAUGCUUCAAAUUGAUGAGUGA